CUAACGAGCCAAACACUCGUACUGGUGGAUGGUGCAUCGUACGAGGGGAGUUGUGUGAUUACUGAUCUCUUGUUUGCGCUUUUGUGUGUGCCCUGCUGCCAGCCCUUGUCCAGCUUGUCCUGGACACCCACUCACACGUCGCAUCCGCGGACGGUGAAGACGGUGAACGUGUGAACUAGAACAAAACCGCAAAUCGAACCUAAAACCAGUGCUGCUGGUAGUGCGUACGUUGGCUGGACUGAGGCCUCAGCCGCAGGCUCAGCCGUUUUUUUUUGCGGAGAAAUUCCGGAAUAACAACCUUCGCGCGCAUGUAAAGAGAUACAUGUACAAGCAGUGUGGUCAACGUGUGUUUUUUUUUUCUUCGUCUGUUAAAGACCCCGCGGUAUCCACAGGCGGCUGCUUUUGGAGUAAAAGCGCCAAGAAAGCGAAAGAAAGCCUAACCAUCGAUGCAUAUUAAUAUACGUACACACACGCCUUUCUAGUCAAAGUAGUCCACGUUAAGCGUUGUUGUUGUUGCUGGUUUGGUGUCUUAGCUAGCAGAGGACUGCUUAGCUUCGAAACCGACCGAAAACCAAAACGCCUGCGAAAGUUGGAACGCCAACUCCGGAGGAGACCAACAACACGAAGCAAUAGAGAGCGGGGAAAACCAAACGUUGCAUAAAUCAUAAACACCAGCCAUGUUUAACUUUAUGAAGAAAGGGGUCGCUGGAGUGGCAGGUGGUGGAGGCGGAGGAAAUAGUGGAAGCAACAGUGCGGGGAACGGGGGUGCGGGAGCGGCUGGUACAGUUGCUUCCGGCGGGAUGUCUGUGCUAGGUGCCCUGUCCGGGCUGGAUGAUCGCGACGAUAAGGAUCGCCGGAAGAAGGAGAAAAAACUCCGGAAGGAGGGGAAACAGUUGCUGCUUGGGGUGGGCGGCGGUGUAUCCGGCGGUGGACAUUCGAGCAGUAUGAGUGCGGAAGAAUUGCUACGAUUGGAUGAGGUGCGUCGAUCGCUCAAAAUACGUGGCCGGCGGAAAGAGAAGGAAAAGCUCCCGAGCGGCAUUACGGCCGAUUAUAGUGCAUCGUUUUUCGCCCAGCUAGAUGUGGACCAUCGUGAGCUGGAUCGUGGUACGGAGGAAGUGCUAGCGGUGGCCAACACUACAACCUAUAUCGAUCGUAACGGGGAAAUGGUUGAGCGUGUUUCGUUUAGCAGUACUACGACCACCCUCCAGCCGACCUCCCCAUCUUACGGGUCUGGGGAUAGUGGUGGUGGUGGUGGUGGUAGUGGUAGCGGCGGUUCACAACCACACACACCCGGUGGCACCAAAACGAACCUUCCUCCUAUACCACCCCGACCACCCAAGCGUGGCAUCCUGAAAGGAUCACGAUCGAGUCUUACCGGCGUUACGGCGGAUAGCGGGACCGUGUCGUCUCAAUCGUCCGCUGCCAUGUUGCAGCUGCUGGCAUCACCUUCCCCGAGUGCCGAUAGCCUGACCGAUACAACGACAACCACCACCAACUCAUCCUUCGCUACACCGCCCUUUUCCCUCAGCCCGGUUGGCGAAUCGCAAGGGUACGAGGGACGGAUCGGGCGUGUCCAUCCGUUCGACGAACGUGUCACAGCGAACGGGAGUGUUACGCUGGCCCUUCCCCCCAUUCAACUUCAACCCUUACCACCGCCACGCGACCUCGUGAUCCAGCGACAGCGAGGCCCGAGGAAUGAUUUCGGUUUCAGCCUCCGGAAAGCGUUCGUGCUCGAUCGACCAACCGCGGGUGGAAUGUCGCUACUAUCGCGUCCCAGUCCGGCACAGAUGCGUGCGAUCAUUUUCGCAGAACCAAGCUCUACCGGGGCGGUUCGAACGGGGCUGCUACCGGGUGAUCGGUUGCUGCGCGUUAACGGACAACCGGUGGAGGAUCGGAGCCGCGAAACGAUUAUCGAAAUGAUACGAAACAGUGGUGAAUCGGUGAUGGUACAGGUGCAACCGAUAGCGGAACUUAUCGAACUGUCCCGACGGUGUGUGAGUGUCCCGACGCCGAACAGUGCCCCGGCAGACGAUUGUAACACACUGAAGCGCAGUGCUAGCAGACGCUUUCAGAAGGCACAAACAGCCGGUAGUGGGGUGGGGGAUUCGGGUGGCCGGUCGGAACUCGAACCGCCCAGUACGGUCGGUGGUCGUGUGUGGUUGAUUCAUCGGGGUGGGUUUACGGCGGCCUAUAAGCAACAGCUGUCCCCAUCGACGGUCGCAAUGCCUUCCUCGCAUCAUCAGGCCGGGAAAGUUUGGAUUCGGCUGGAAGCGACCGGUGAGGAGUUGCUCAUCGAUGAGGAUGAUCUGGAGGUUGCUAACCCGACCCCGCUCGACCUCGUGGAAGACAUCUGUCAGCUGCCUCACCUGAACGAAUCGUCCGUCCUGCAUGUGCUGCGACAGCGCUUCGCAAACAACCUUAUUCACACGCGCGCCGGCCCGGUGCUGCUGAUCGUCAAUCCGAUGGCCCCACUAGCGCUCUACUCCGAGAAGGUAGCAUCGAUGUUCCGCGGGUGCAAAGCCGAGGACGAUAUGCCGCCCCAUAUCUUCGCCCAAGCACAAACCGCUUACCGGGCAAUGCUCGAGACGCGGCGCGAUCAAAGUCUUAUCUUCAUGGGCCGUUCCGGUGCUGGCAAAACCACCAGCUUUAAGCACGCACUUUACUACCUAACGCUGGCAAGCCGCCAGGAGGCACAGCCAACGGUGCGGGCACUUACCGUCGAGAAGGUGAGUGCGAUCGGCACCAUUAUGGACGCGUUUGGCAACGAACGAACGGCGCUGAAUGGAAAUGCGACCAAAUUUACGCAAAUUUUCGCCCUCGACUUUGACCACAGUGGACAGAUAGUGUCGGGCUCGAUACAGAUAAUGCCGAUCGAUCGGAUGCGCCCAUCGGGCGGCUCGAACCGUGGUCGAGCAGGGGUCCCACGGUGGAGCUUUCUCGCUGGCGUCGAUGGUGGUGCACUAAGAAAGGAGCUGCUGCUGGAACCGGCCGCCGGAGAAUCGUCCGCCGCGAACAGUGCGUCGCUCGAGCAGGAAUCAAUCGACUAUCAACGGCUUUGCCAAGCGUUCCGUGUGCUUAACAUUGAUCAAGCGGCUGUACGAGGCAUCUGGUACGUGCUGGCCGCCAUUCACCAUCUAUCCCAGUCGGGUGCGGUGGUCAUGGCCGGCCGGGUCCAAUUUGUGAACCCACGGGCAGCACAGAAAGCCGCCAUGUUGCUUGGCAUUCCGGUGGAAGAUUUACUGUCGUACGUGUUCCCGGAGAGUGGAUCGGGUGGCGUAUCGAAAUCGACCCUAACCGCGGCCACCGUGGCGGAGUGUUUGUCCGCUUUCAUCGAAGCGCUUUACACCGAGCUGUUCUACACGAUUGUGGGUUUGAUUAACAAAUCGAUUGCUGCCGUUACGCCGCAUCAAACGAUCGGGUCGGUGCUGCUGGUGGAUGUGCCCGGGUUUCAGAAUCCGGCCAGCGUUGGUGGAGGAACGGCAGCCAGUACGCUUGCCGAUUUGCGGUUUAACUAUCUGCACGAGCGGUUACAGCUGCUGUUCAACAAUGCCAUGUUGGUGCAACCGCGGGCUCGAUACGCCCAGGAAAUGGUUAUGGUGGAGGACUCGCUGGCGCUGAUGGCUUCGGACACGGGUACGGGUGGUGGUGGUGCAGGUGCUGGUAGCGGCGGUGGACACAGUAGUCCAGCAGCAAUGGUGGCGCUGCUCGACAAAGUUCCCCAGAGCCAUGAACCGCGGAAAGGUUUGCUGUGGAUGUUGGACGAAGAGCAGCUGCUAAACCCACCGCCGAUAGUGUCCAACAAAGGCGAAGGCGCUACAGCGGAUGAUUUCGAUGAUGAGAGCGGUACGGGUGGAGCAGGCGCAAGCGAUGAACGUGACGGACGGUUCCUGGAACGCCUGUUCGCAGCGUACGGUGAUCGCGAGAGCCGUGAAACGUUACUGCUGCGUGCUAGCGUCCCAACCGGCUCGUGUGACGUUGUGCUGCAACAUCUUCUCGGUACGAAUCCGGUCCUUUACUCCAUCACCAGCUGGCUGAAGGAAGCGGCCGCUCAAGCUCAUUACAUGCCUCAGCGAGCCCUGAACUGUUUGCGGGACAGUGUGAAACCCGAAAUCAAUGGCCUCUUUGUGGGAACGCUCGGCGGAGCGAUGGAUUCACUCGCCUUCGGUGGUGGUGGAUCCUCGCAGCAACUUCAGCAACAAUCGCUUCGACGUAUGAGCAGCAUCCGACGUACGUACACCGGCACCGGCUUCCCAAAGCGAAACAGCGUAAUCGUGCAGGUGAAAUACACGGUGGAUUGUCUUAUCGAUACGCUGCGACGAACGGGCAUGCACUUUGUGUACUGCUAUCUGCCACAGCACAACGGUGGCACGGCCAUGAUGGCCACCGGAACUGGUGGUGGGUUGGAGCAGCAGCAGCAGCAACAUCAAUCAUCGCCGGCUGAAAUCGGUGCCGGUGGCAGACAGCGGGAGGACGAUAUUAUCAACAUUCCAUUGCUCCGCAGUCAGCUCCGUGGUUCGCAGAUGCUCGACUUUGCCCGCCUUUAUCGGUUAGGGUUCCCCAUCAGUGUGCCCUUGGCGGAGUUUGUUAUACGGUUUGGGCUACUGGCGGAGGGCGGCACGACGACAGGCACGGGUGCGAAUGCGAACGGUGAGGCGGCAAUGGUCGAUAGCAUCCUGAACAACUGCGAGGUCGAUUCGUCCGUGUAUCGCAUCGGAACGAGCCAGGUAUUCUUCCGCUCCGGUGUGCUGGGCGCGUUGGAAGCAAAACGCGACGAUCUGCUCUCGGAUCGGGUCAUACAGCUGCAAGCCCACUGCCGGGGGUAUCUGGCACGGAGGCGUCUCGCUCGCCGCCGACUACAGGAGCUCGCAGUCAAAUGCAUCCAGCGCAAUGUUCGUGCCUUCCUGAAGGUACGCGAUUGGCCCUGGUGGCGGCUGCUCGUACGCGUCACACCGCUGCUUGCCGUCCACCGGACGGAGGAGCAGCUGAAGGCGGCCACAGUCGAGCUGCAGCAGGUGCGGGCGAAGCUGGAAAAGAUCGAGGCGGAGCGGAACGAGCUGAAGGCGACCAACCACAAGCUGGAGGCACGGCUAAGCGACAUUACAUCCGAGCUAACCGAGGAACAUUCGUCGUCGAACCUGAUCACGGAGCGUCUCGCGGCGGAAACGUCCGAACGAUUGCGCCUCGAGAAGGAAGUAAAGGACUAUGAAUCCAAGUACCGCAAUCUGCAGGAAUCGUCCGAAAAAAUGGAGAUGGAACUGUUGUGUGCCAAGUCGGAACUAAACUGCGACUUUGACGACUGCAGUACGCUUGGCGAUUACGACGGCGAUGGUACGGAUCGGGACGGUCUAGCUCUCGGUGGAGUGGAUGGUGAGGUGGCCAAAAGUUACCGGUUGCGCUACGAACGAGUCGCACGUGAGUUGGAGUUUACCAAGAAGCGCCUGCAGACCCAGCACGAGCACGAUCUGGAGCAGCUUGUUGGGCUGAAGAAGCAGCUCGAGAAGAAGCUAUCCGAUGCGUACGAGGAGGUGGAAGAGCAGCGCCAGGUGGUGGCACAAUGGAAACGCAAAGCGCAGAAAAUGACCAACGAAAUGAACGAUCUGCGCAUGCUGUACGAGGAACAGAACAGCCGUAACAAUCUGCUGGAAAAGCGACAGCGCAAGUUCGAUGCCGAAUGUCAAACGCUGCAGGACAGUGCUCGGCAGGAGAAGCAAGCAAAGGAGCGCAUCACCCGCGAGAAGGAUGUGCUGAUGGCGGAAAAGUGUAAGCUCGAGCAAACCGUGUCCGACAUUCGGUUGGAGCUGGAACUGAAGGAGGAGAAGAAUGCGGCACUGCAGCAAGAGCUCGAUGAGAUGGCGUUUGGCGGUGGCACUGAGGAAGAAAUUGCACAGCUGAAACGGCAGAAGAUGGAGCUGGAUCGGCGAUGUAAGGAGCAGGACGAGGAGCUGGACGAGAUGGCUGGGCAAAUUCAGCUGCUGGAGCAGGCCAAGUUGCGGCUGGAGAUGUCACUCGAGACGAGUCGUAAGGAGGCACGCAAGGAAGCUCAGCAGCGCGACGACGAGAUGGAAGAGAUUCGUGGUGCUUCGUACAAGAAGAUCAAAUCUUUGGAGUGUCAGCUGGAGCAAGAGCACGAAGAGCGUACCCAGCUGCUCCGUGACAAGCAUGAGCUGGAGCGGAAACUUGCCAGCCUCGAGGAUCAGGACCGAGCAGAACGAGCAGCGGAAGAAGCGAUGGUGCAGCGGCUAAAGCGAGAUGCCCGCAAGUAUCGCGCCCUGCUGCGGGACGCUCAAAGCCAGCUGGAUCGGGCGAAGGGAGACUCGGCGAGCAAAGCACUCGUCCGACAGUUGCGCAAUCAGCUAGAGGAUGCCGAAUCGGCACGAGUCGGUGCGCUUAAAGCUCGCCAAGUGCUAGAAGGCGAGCUCCAGGAUGCACAAAUGCUGCUCGAAGAAACGCAACGGGCACGCAACGAGGCGGAGGAUAAGGCCACAAUGGCACAGCGCGACCGCACGGAACUGCAGGCCCAGAUAGACGAAAACGAAGAGGAGAUGGCGGAGCUGAUGAAGAAGUACAGUGCCACGGUGAAACAGCUUUCCAGCGAGCAGUCGCUAAUCGCGGAGUUCGAGCUGCGCGUGUCCGAACUGGAGGGUGAGAAGAAGUCGCUCAAGGAGCAGGUCGUCGAGCUGGCGACCCGGCUUGAGAGUGUGGAAACCAUUGGCGAACCAUCGAACAGUAUGGCGUUCAAGCGGCUGGAGCUGCGCACCAAAGAGCUGGAGUCGCGUCUCGAGUUCGAGCAGGCGACCCGGGCCCGCAUCGAGAUACAGCUGAACCGGCACAAGGAUUCGCUGGAAAAGUUGCAGGGCGAGUUGAUGCAAGCGCGCAACCGGGAGUCGCAGGCCCAGGACGCGCUGAAAAAGGCACAGAAAACGAUACGCGAGCUGAGGGACGAGCUGUCGACGCUAGCCAACCGUGAUCAGGAGGGACUGCUGAAGCGGAAGGAGCUCGAGAAGCGUAUCGAGACGGCCGAAUCGGAGACUGCGUCGGCGAGGGCGGAUCUGCGGCUGGCGCUACAGCGAAUAGCGGAUCUGCAGCAGGCGAUGGAAGAGGAAGGAGACUCAUACCAAUCGGACAGCGAUACGACCGAUAGUUCGUCGUCGAUGGAUUCAUUCCACGAGUCGACUGUAACACGCAAAUCACCGAGCGUCGGAAGUGGAGACCAUUUCGGCACAGUGAAUGGGGGCAGCAGCCGGGGAAGUAUCGGUAGUUUGGCCAGCAGUACGCGGGAUGGGCGUAAGGAAAGCAAUAAUCCAAGGAUUCGACCAAGUUUGAUCGGUAGUGUGCGACGUAAGAAACGCCUGCCACCGACGAUCAAAGAGGAAGACGAAAGUUAUUUGGCGGACGAUCAAACAACUACCACUGGAACAAGCUUACCGAAGAGCCAAACGCCGGAUCUCUUAUCAUCGUUGGCAAACGGUCAGACCACCAAUAAUGCCACCCAAAGCGCCAACAGCCCAGACACCGAGCAUGGCGAAUCUGUGGCAGCUGCCUGUCGCAGGAUGAGUGAAUCGAGCAUGAUGCUACGCGAGGAACCAACUCCCGUAGCGCAAGAGCAGUCCUGCUCAGCUCCACCUGCUGGCUCGAACGGCAGCAGCAGCGAGCAGUGUGAAUUUCCCUUCGAUAUCGACACGCUGAAAUCGAUCAAGGAGAAGAUACACUCGCUGAAUCAGAUCAUACGCGACGAGUCGCACGACACGAGCUCGGAGAUCGAUCUGGUGGAUCUGAAGAACCUGAAGAACCAAAUACACGAGUUUAAGAAGGCGAUCGAAUGUAGCCGUUCGCGCUCGAUGGAUAAGCUGAUCAAUAAUGGGGGAAGUGCGCUUUCGGCUGGCAUUAUCACCACCUCGGCAUCUACGGGAGCAGCCAGCAGCACCAAACCGCUCUAGAUGUGGGGGCGAGUAGGCGCUAGCCAUCCAUGACUGCCUAGGACUGCCGGAGUAGCAGAUACAGAAUAGUGCAUUUUUACUCGACGCAUUUUUUUGAACGCUACACACUAUUAAAAGGGACCAAUUGGAGAACGUUGAGUUGGAAAAUUUGCACUACCACGAGUUCGCCUACAAUGACAACAACGCAAAAUAAUCACACUAACAAUGGCUACUGGUUCCGAUGGCAGUCAAUCGGCAGCAGCGACCACGACGACACCGGCCACAGCGACGAGACUAAGCAACGGCAAUGGCGGCGAAGGCACACUGGACGAUUCGUCCUUUGCUUGAGCGCUAUCGUUUCCCUGUGUGUGCUUGUGCAAUAGUGGUGGCCGACACCCCCCUCCCCCCCCCCCUCCCCGACUCCUUUCCCGUUUUGUUUUUCCGCCCUCCUCCCGUAGUAAUCCUUUUUGCCAUAUUAACCACGAAAGAGAAAGGAGAAAGUUUAAGCAACCAAUCGCGUAUAUAUAGACAUAAUAUAUAUUAUCAUCCAUAAUUCAGCGCCCGAUUUGGUCCGAUCGAAUCCGAUGGGGAUUCUCCCACGUUACUAACACUUAUCCUACUUUUUAAUCGAACAAAACCAAAUUUACUCAAUUCGAGACACUCGCUCGCUCGCUUCCCCAACAACUAACUUCCACCCGGGAUGCACAGUAAUCGAAUCGGAUUGGCCAGCGUUAGUCUGUUAGUGAGGAGGACAAGUAAGAAAAGGGAAACACAAGUGUCUAUACAAGCGUACAUAUUUAUAUACAUACAUAUACAUUUCUAAUGUGCUUAUAGUGUAGCGGUAGCAAUAUUGAGAUUGAGGGUGGUAAAGUGUGAAAAACUCGUAAUCCGUAUUUAUUCAUGCUUUUGUGGCAUCGCAAGCGGCAAGGAUUUGAAGAUGAAGCUUCUGCUAAGUAAAUUACGAUCACCACAAAGACACACACACACACAUUGGAAUGUUUACCGAACAAUUUUCCCGUUUUCCUUUCGUACUCGUGUGCGUCUCUGUGUGGGUUAGGUUUUUAACCAUUUACCAUUUCUUCUUCCACGAAAGCAUAUCCUUAGGUAGGGUGGACGUAUUAAAGUGUGUUUUUUUCUUCUCUCUCUCUCUCUCUCUCUCUCUCUGCUGUACCACGUGCUUGUGGUGUAUUGGGCACGUGCAUCGUGCAGAGUAAAAGCGAACAAAUCUUCCUUUUUUUUUAAACUAAACUCGAAUGUGUAAUUUGCGCUAGUGCAGAGAGAGAGAGAGAGAGAGAGAGAGGGAUGAACAAAGUGUCUCACACAAAUCGUAAUCGAACUGUACUGUGUUGUUUAUUCGCUGUUGUUUUGCUACUUAAACUAGGUUAGAAUGGUGUAGCUUUUAUUUCGAACAAUGCCCUCUCCCACCUCCCACUAUCCGUGUGUUAUCGUACGUUAAGAGGCGACUGGUUUUUUUUUGUGUCUAAGAGUCGCGUGCAGGAUCAUAUGGAGUUAAGGAAUUGCAACGAGGUAGGUGGGGGAGAAUGCCUUUUUUUGUGGCCGUUGCACAUACACUUAGGUACAUACACCGUUUAAAGCAUAUGAUAGAAGAACAAGAGAGCAACAACACAACCCCACACACACACACACACACAUUCGCAGGUGUUGCAAAGUAAACUUAAACCUAACUCUUUGAUACCACUUUAUAUCACUAUGAUAAUAAACACCGAAACGAAUAAGAAGAAAUAAUAGUAGUACACAUUUAACCUCCUCCUUCACUAUCCCUCUCCAUCUCUCUCUCUCUCUCUUUAGCCCAACGUAGUCAAAAGAAAAAGGCAAUUUUUAUCUUUAUUUUUAUUGCAAAUUUAUUAUUAUUUAUCGAAUUGUUAUAAUAAAAAAACUACUCCAAAAUA
Molecule: messenger RNA, 9826 nt
Organism: Anopheles stephensi (Asian malaria mosquito)
Lineage: Eukaryota; Metazoa; Arthropoda; Insecta; Diptera; Culicidae
Gene: Mhcl
Product: unconventional myosin-XVIIIa
Exons: 9
Coding region: 678-7937 (2419 amino acids)
Cellular component (GO): myosin complex
Molecular function (GO): cytoskeletal motor activity; ATP binding; protein binding
Source: RefSeq, a predicted model, not a curated record